ACAACACAGACUGUCACACAGUGUAAAGCCCAUUCUUUUGUGAUUUCUAAUGAUUACGUGGGUAUUUUGGAUGUAGAGAUUUUAAAUAUGAACGCGUCUGAAUCUUCACAAGACAACGGGUCUGGAGGAGCCACAGGUGGGUCUGAAGAAGAUGGCAGGGAAUUCUUUGAGUGCAAUAUUUGUCUUGAUACAGCAAAAGACGCAGUUGUUAGCAUGUGUGGACAUUUAUUUUGUUGGCCAUGUUUACACCAAUGGUUAGAGACCAGACCAAACCGACAAACAUGUCCUGUCUGUAAAGCUGGUAUAAGUAAGGAGAAAGUGAUUCCUAUAUAUGGCAGAGGGGCCUCAGAACAAACAGAUCCCAGAGAGAAAUUACCACCCAGACCUCAGGGCCAGAGAUCAGAGCCAGAAAACAAUAGGGGCUUCCCUGGCUUUGCCUUUGGUGGUGAUGGAGGUUUUCAAAUGUCCUUUGGAAUAGGAGCUUUUCCCUUUGGAAUCUUUGCAUCAACACUAAACUUCAAUGAUGGACGACCAGGCCCAGCCCAGCCAGGAACAGCCCACCAUCAAGAAGAGCAAUUCCUGUCCAAAGUCUUUUUAUGGGUAGCAGUUCUCUUUAUUUUUUGGCUCCUGAUUGCCUAGUGUGGACAUUUUAAUGCUACUACUAAGUAUAUGAGAGACUCUAGGGGCUGAAAGCUCUGAUAUUAUACUGAUAUGUAGGUCAGUGGGUGUAUGUUUUACUGGCUAAAUUUUUACAAAGAAAGAUGGGAAAAUUGUCUGGAAUCUUCUCUUAUUAUCUUUCUAUGCUAAAAUUGUGAGGAAUAUAGAUAGAUAGAAGUCAUUGUGAUCCAGUAAAUUUAAUUUUCUUGAUAAUUAAUGGAGAGAGAUAGAAGGGGAGUUUAUGAAAAUAACAGGCAUUAGUAGAUAGGUGCUUUAUUAAAAAAAUGUUGAAAUAAUCAUUAUAUAUUUAUGAUUCUAGUAACACAAUCUUCACAAAUUAUACAAAUCAGAACUUCUGUUCAAUUUUAAGUAGAAACUUUUUUCUUAACAACUAUGCAGGCAUCUUUAUCUGAUGAACUAAGUUCAAUUUUUUUUUAUAUUUUCAAUAUUCAAAUAGUAUUUUUGCUUUAAAUGAGUUUCAGAUAUUAAAGCUGAAAAUACAUACAUGUAUUAAGGUAUUUCUAAGAAAGACUGUGCAAUGAUAUGUUGUGGAUAUAAUGUAUGUCAUGCUUUAAUUUGUGAAGUCAAACAAAUGUUAUGUUAUUGUACUUUUUGUGUAUAUCCUAAAGUUAUGAUGUUACACUUAUAGUAUGUUUGAAAGAUAGUAGUCUAUAGAGCAGAGUGUUUUAAUGAGUGCAGUAGACCAUCAUUUUUGUGCAGAGUUUUAUGUCGCAAGUGUUAGAGUAUGAGAAUUAAUUAUAUUCCUCUUUUUGCUAGUGGUGAUUUUUAUGAAUUUUCUGUCAUAAUUAUGAUUUAACAUAGAGUGGGUGUAUGAUCUGCUAUUUUGAGUUGUUUUCUAUCUUUGAUCUGGUGAUGAAGAGGUAGAAAAAUAGAGAACAAGCUAGAUAAAAGUUCACACCCAAUCAUAGAAUAUGGAAAAUUCUAUCUAUAAAAGUUUUUUUUAUUUGUCAUUACUUUAUAUCAAGAUAGGACUUUUCUGUAAAUAAUGCAAUUUAAUUCAAGCACAUUACAAAGAUAUCAGAAAUUUAAAACAGUCACUGAGUUUUUUACUCCACAAAAAUAAUAGAGAUUUGAAUAACUGAUUGCAUGACACGACAGACAAUAAACAACAAUGGCAACAUUGAGGAAGAGAGGUAGACCAGUGGACACAAGCAGUUUGACAGAUUCUGAGAGAAAAAGCAAGGACAGAGAAGUAAAGAGAAAAUAAUAUUGUGUACACUUGUACCUCUUCUUGCAUCAUGACUUUAAUGCUGUAUUUUCCCGCAGUCAUGCACAUUGCGGAUCUUAUAAAUAUUCAACAAGGAGCAAAGUUUAAAGUCAAUUCAUAUAAUUAUAGAGAAGUGGGGUUAAAUCUGAGUUCAGAAUGGAUGAAAAAUUUAAUUUUAACAAACAUAACAUAUAUCAGCACUCAGUCUGGUAAAAUUAUAUUUUUUAGCUCAGAUACACCAUACAUACCUUUAAUUAAGUUUUAUUUUUAAGUUUGAUAAUUUAACUUCUAAGUGGUUUAUUUUUGCUUUCUUUGAUUACACAUCAUCAACAAUAUUAUAAACUGAAUAUGUUUUUCAGAUCCCCAAUGAAAAAAAAAAUAAUUAAAAAAUGUCCUUUUAAAACCAGUCACUAUUAAUAUUUCAGUGAUUUUUGUAAUUUAUUACAUUAAAAUAAGAAUCCUACAUUGAUCUGGUAUGUUUGCAAAUUGUAUAUAUUUCUAUACUUGUUUUCAUGGGAUGUGUUGGAAUGAAAAUUUAAAAAAAAAAAAUGGGCAUCAACUGAUUGAUAUUUAAUGUUUUAAUAAUAAUAUAAUAUAUGUAAAUACAUGUUCAUAAUUGAAAUAUGAUUAGUCAAAUAGAAAAUAGCAGCAAUUGAUAAAAGUGAUAGCAAUAUGAUACUGAUAAAAUUGAUAAGAUGACAAAAGUGGGUGAUGUGUAUGUUGUUAUUAUUUUUUUUAUUUUAUGUCACAAUAGGAGAAUAGGUAUUUAUUGUAAUGCAUUUGUUAAAAUGGAAUAACCAUUUGUUAAUUGUUGAUUGGAAAACUGAAAGUGAAAAUUUAAUAAAAAGCAUUGAAUGUA
This is a messenger RNA of Saccostrea echinata, 2744 nucleotides long. RefSeq names its product E3 ubiquitin-protein ligase RNF185-like. Gene Ontology annotation, molecular function: ubiquitin protein ligase activity; ubiquitin-like protein conjugating enzyme binding; metal ion binding. Gene Ontology annotation, biological process: ubiquitin-dependent protein catabolic process. NCBI's taxonomy places the organism in Eukaryota, Metazoa, Mollusca, Bivalvia, Ostreida, Ostreidae. The transcript is spliced from 5 exons. The record is from RefSeq and is a predicted model, not a curated record. Bases 88 to 639 code for a protein of 183 amino acids. Gene Ontology annotation, cellular component: endoplasmic reticulum.